GUGCCAUCCAUUCCAACGAUUAGGUACGCACACCCUCGCACGCACAGUCCGGCCUGCCCUGCCCUGCCCUGCCCUGCCCUUGCCCUGCCCCUUGCCCUGCCUGCAUCAGAUCGCUGUGCACACUCCCCAAGUCAAGCUUCGCAGCCUUUGCAUCCACCUCACCUCAACCCUCCAACUAUAUCAAGACACGUCGUUUCGCCGACCCGUGGACUUGGGUGCCGAUACUGUCGCUGCUGCGCUCAAUGUACUCCGCACAGCCUAACGCUGCUGACAGUGCGACAAUCAAUCCUGCUGCUCUCGCAUCGUCCGACCUGCUCGAACAGAAUUCAAGAGGCGUCAAGAGGAGCCGAUCGCCGGGCACGUACGAAGCGCGGUCCCCUGCUCCGGCUGGGGAUGAAGAUCGAAACCCCAAGAAACGCGUAAAGUCCAUGAAAUCGAAGCCUUCCGGCUCUAUAUCAGAAAGUCCUGCCCAGGCGCCCGUUCCGAUGCAGCAAUCAAUCCCGCCCCAGACCCCCCAAUCCCAAACUGCGCCUCUCCCGGGACCGCAACCCAGCUACACGCCGUCCCAGGCGUCAGCCUCCUCGCCGCCCAAGCCCACCCCCACCAAGUCGACCUUGAAGGCUUUGCCCACCGUUAGGGACCACACCACGGACCAGCUUGGCCCAGGGGGCGAUGAGUACCUACCCCGGGAGAUCGACGAGGCGGGGGAGAAGAAGGUCAUGCCCAACGGACAGCUACUUGGGGGUCGCGAAUAUCGCUGCCGGACAUUUCUCGUACCGAACCGAGGAGACAAGCUCUUCAUGUUGGCGACAGAGUGUGCGAGGGUCCUCGGAUACCGCGACUCGUAUCUGCUGUUCAACAAGAACCGAUCUCUGUUCAAGAUUAUCGCCAACCAGACCGAGAAGGACGAUCUUGUCAGCCAGGAGAUUCUCCCCUUCUCGUACAGGUCGAGACAAAUAGCGAUUGUCACGGCACGAAGUAUGUUCCGUCAGUUCGGCAGCCGAGUUAUUGUGAACGGCCGGAGAGUCCGAGAUGAUUACUGGGAGACGAAGGCCAGGAAACAAGGUUUCACCGAGGCCGAUCUGGCUGGUGAGAAGAGGCCCGGCGCAUCCAAGGCCCGAGAGGCUGCGGCGGCUGCGGAGCAGAGUGCGUCCUUGCUAGGUGGUCCCCAGGGAGAGAUCGUGUACAGCAACAACCCAGCGCAGUUUGGCGGUGCUCCGCAUCCCCAGCUCAUACAACAAGAAUAUCCUGACUCCCGACGGACCGACUACUCGUCCAUACUCAAGACUGGGCCUCGGCAGGAGAUCACUGGUCCUCCUUACCAGGACAGAUCUCAACCAACCGCAAUGCCUGAGAUCCAUGCGCAGGCUCACCAUGCCGCCGAGUACAACCGAUCGGUCAACCAGCAGCGUGAAAUGCGAACCGAUUACAUGAACAACAUGUGGCGGAGGCCUCAUGAGCAGCCAGUAUCCGCAGCCUUGACACAGCCUGUCAGUGUUGGCACCGCUGACGCCAGCAUCCCAACGUCCCGUGCCACGCAGUCGCCUCACGCGACGUCUGCAGGAAUGCCACAGCAGCACUCCGGGCUGGUCCCAAGCCAGAGUCCUCAGCUCAUGAUGACCGCGCCGCCGUACUCGAACCCGAUCCAGGCCCAAAACCCCAUAAGUCAGUCAUCGACGAUGAGAGGUAUGGCCCAAGUUCCAAGCCAGCCGCAAUCAAAGCCAACCAGCUUGCCUUCAGGGUCCACCGGCAGCAUGCCGCAGACAGCUCAGGGCUAUGGUUACCAACCUUCAAGCCAGAUGUGGCCACCCACGCCGCAAACGCCCCAGUACGGGUAUACCCACAACCAGCAGGCCCAGCAGUCCCCUCACCCCCCACAGAGCUCUACGUCACAGAUGCGCCACUCGAGCACCUCGGGCUCGGUGCAGCAAGGCGGGAUGCCAUAUUCUGGCAUGCCGGGAAUGGCACAGGGCUAUCCUGCCCCGUCGCCGUAUGACCAUCAAACCCCGCGGCAAUACAUGCAUCAAGGUUCAACCCCCUCACCGGCUGUCACGCAGGCCUGGUCAGGGCAGCAGCAGCAGCCACAGCAGUGGUGGACGCAACAACCUCAGUAAGCGGGGAAGAGCUACGCAGGACACUCUAUGAGCGACCAGGCGAUUACUAUGAAGAUGAGGAGUUGGGAAGAACGGGCAAAAACGCAGACACAGACACAGACACAAUUUGGCCCUUGCCCUGGAACCUUUGGUUGUCAUCCCCGCGCCUACCCUCUAGCUGCCCAAGUGGCUGAGGGCGCUCCGGCGAGACCAUCUGCGGUAUCGCUUGUCAGUUCCGCAUAUCCCCACCACCAAUGCGAACCCGGACCGCAAACGAAGCUACGGCCUACCUUGACCUUGAAACGCCUUGGAUGUUGAAAUGAGAUACGCAUCCGACAAUAAUCCUUCACGAACGACUACUUUUUGAGUGUACAUACGGUCUGGUCUUGUCAUCAAUAUGGGCGGAGGAGGCAGAAUGCUUGGCACGCGUCAAAUUCUAAACGGGCCCCGACCGUCUUGUCAACUUCAUGGCCCCAGCUCCUUUUGGUUACGUACAGUUUGAGCGAUCCAUACAGCGUGCAUUUGGAUUCGCUUCAUUGAAGAUAUACAUGAUUGAUUUGUGGAAGCCACUUACAUUUGGAACCGGGGGGCUUGUGGUUUUUCCAAUGGUGCGGAUGAUUCGCGCAGACCUGAGUCUGCGGGUCGCUGGUUGUGCUGAUACCCUACUCUCGUGUGGCGUGGUCAGGCUUGUGUUGUCCGGCGGUAUACCUGGUUUGUUUCGUGGUCAGAUGACAAUUUUUCUUUUCCAGCAGUAUUCCUAGCUCUUCGGGCUUUUGGCAGUCGGAUAUCCUUGGGCCUUGCGGUUACCCCCCUGAUUUCGCAUACAACGCGGCGGCAUUGUGGGAUGCUCCACUUCCAUUCGAACUUUUCUACCAUCGUUUUAUUUUCCCCUCGAUGUGUUGAUACCCGGCCUAUUGGGCUUCGUGUUUACAUGUCGAGAUCGCAGGUCUUGGACGGCUACAUUCUAAGCAUCGGAGGAGUUCAUUUGUCACGCAGUUUCUUCCUGCCGAUUCUCUUGAACUUAUUGUGUUAGUACACGCGCUUUAUUCGUCGACUGGCAGGCAGUAUUGCCUCGAGCGAUCUCACUGGGUGGGAGAGGCUGGGCAUUGCUGUUGUUAUUUGAGUCUUGGUUCUCGAGUUGGGUCACCUGUUUCUGCCUAGUGUCACCUCAGAUGUUAAACCAUGGCAUGGGCACACGGGUGGGGAGAAGGCCCUUCUAUUCUGGCUACCGCCCUUGCUUCAGUCUCUCAAGGACGACUGCGCGUCAGGCGUCGCAAGGAGGACGGCAGUCUUGCUUUAAUAUACUUUGUCCAAUUUUGCUUCUCUUCAUCUGCGCCACCGCCAAUCGUCGCCCCUCCCGUGGUCCAAAGUGCGUGUCACUUGCGGCGAAAUAAAUGAUCCAACUACAGCAACCGUGGUACGUGGAAUCAGUGAUGAUCGCGAAAGGUUCAGCUCCUGCCUGGAUCGAAGCCACGGCCUUGGCAUCCAAGAGCAGCAGACACGGGGUGGAAGCGAAGAAGAAUAGAGAGAAGAAUGCCACGAUCCAAGGUUCACAAAGGUAUCAACUAGACGGACUGCAUUGUAUCGAGUGUCGCGUAAGAUGGCCGGAGGCCCAUCAUUUGUAUUCCGCGCACAUGCCUGCGGGCCUUUCCAGGAGCCUUUGAUCGCCCAACCCAUCAGCCAGCCAGCCAGCCAGCCAGC
Molecule: messenger RNA, 3794 nt
Organism: Diaporthe batatas
Lineage: Eukaryota; Fungi; Ascomycota; Sordariomycetes; Diaporthales; Diaporthaceae
Exons: 4
Coding region: 243-2114 (623 amino acids)
Cellular component (GO): nucleus
Molecular function (GO): chromatin DNA binding
Source: RefSeq, a predicted model, not a curated record